Molecule: messenger RNA, 1822 nt
Organism: Phalaenopsis equestris
Lineage: Eukaryota; Viridiplantae; Streptophyta; Magnoliopsida; Asparagales; Orchidaceae
Product: TGF-beta-activated kinase 1 and MAP3K7-binding protein 3-like
Exons: 3
Coding region: 181-1644 (487 amino acids)
Source: RefSeq, a predicted model, not a curated record
AGGUCGCCUGUCGAUGGACCGUGACUUCUCCACCUGAUCAUUUUUGCUCGUCUUCUUCCAUCAGAACUUCGGAACGAGGCAUGGCAGAAGGAACAGUGCUGCUUCGUAACUCUUUCUUCUACUGAGGUUUCAAAGCCUUCUCCUAUUUACAUUUCUGAACUCUGGUUUUUCGGGUUGUCGAUGGCUUCCGGCGGUUCUUCGAGGCGCCCGAUGUCAUCGGAGUCUAGAUCCUUUGAGUUCGGCUCCGAUGAACUCUUGUUUUCAUAUGACGACUACACCUCGCAUAAGGAUCAGUCGGCGAACGCAAAGCGAUCGGAGUCCACGGCGAAGGAGCUUCAUGAGAACAGAGUUGGGAGGCCAUUUGCUACUGUCUAUGGACAUUCAGAGGAUUUUCCAAGAGAUGAUGUAAUAUCUGCUGUUGAAAUUUGCAUGAAAAAACAUGCUGACAACCUUAUGAGGAAUCUUGAGGAAAUCAUUGGAAGGUUGACUCAGUUGGAGUUAUUUUGUUACAAGCUUGAGCGAUCAGUGGGUGAAUUUCGAACUGACAUGAUUCAUGGUCAAAGUGAAGCAGAUAUGAAGCUCAAGUCACUUGAGAAGCAUGUUCUUGAAGUUCAAAGAUCUGUUCAGGUUAUCAGAGACAAGCAAGACCUCGCCGAUGCCCACAAGGAGCUCACCAAACUUCAUCUCUCCCAAAAGGAAACUGAGGAUGUUACCGCAGCAAUAUCCGACACUAAACCUCAGAAUGAUAACAAUGACAUGUCAAACCUGCAGUUAACUCUCGCUCUUCCCAACCAAUCCUCCUCCCCACACCCCAUCAAAGUUCCUGAUCAAAGCCCACCGCUCAAAGAACCACCAUUACAGCACCCUCCACCCGCAUCCGAUCAAUACAUUCAAAAUCAUGCAACCACAUACUACACUCACCACCAACCUCCUCUACCAAAUGAUCAUCAUAUCCAGCAUCUCCAACCCGAGCUACAUUACACACCACAAAAAGCUCAAGUCCAAAAUCAUUCUCACCAACCGCCGCCGCAGCAGCAACCCCCGUUCUCUCAGUACCAGCAGCAAUGGCCUCAGCCAAUGCUGCCUCAACCAUCCUCUUCUCAAAGCCAAGUUCCAAGGCCACAAACUCUGCCCUCAUAUCCCACAUAUACCGCUUAUAAUCAAUCUUCCAUCACUGAAUCAUUCCAAAGCAGCAGCAUUCCGCCCCCCGCGCCAUACCCGAUGCCGCAACCAAUCGGAUACGGAGUCACUGGCAGCGGCAUUUCCCAUCCACCGCCUCAGCAUAUUAUCCAGCGGCACACGUCACCGCCGCCGCCGCCGCUUGUGAAGAGCAGUUUUAUCGGAUCCAAUCCCUAUCCACCUCAGCCGAACAUCCAAGCUUAUACUUCAGGCUUUGCCAUUGAUGGAAGCAGAGCAUCUCAUCCACAGAACUAUCAGACAAACAUGAACAGGCCCCCUACUCCGCAGAUUUUGCGCAAUCACCCCUACGGGGAGAUGAUUGAAAAGGCUGUUAAUAUGGGUUAUUUAAGAGACCAUGUGGUUAGUGUUGUGAAACUACUGGGAGAGACAGGUCAGCCUUUUGAUUUCAACGCUUUGCUUGAUGAGCUGAAUAAUGGAGGUCCUCCUCGGGCCUGGUCUCGCUAGAGGUGGCGUUUUAUUUAGUAAUUAUUGGUUCGAGUCGUCUUAUUUUGUAAAUAUUUAAUUUGAAAUGUUGUUUUUUGUUAAAAUAAUAUUUUCCAUGUUGGUUGGGAUGUAUGUGUGAGAAAAAACUCAUAAUUACAUUAUUAAGUUGUAAAUGCAAAUGAGUUAAUGUGAUGUUGAA